Acromyrmex echinatior (Panamanian leafcutter ant) is the source of this 1464-nucleotide messenger RNA. RefSeq names its product mannose phosphate isomerase (gene Mpi). Gene Ontology annotation, cellular component: cytosol. Lineage: Eukaryota; Metazoa; Arthropoda; Insecta; Hymenoptera; Formicidae. The record is from RefSeq and is a predicted model, not a curated record. Gene Ontology annotation, molecular function: zinc ion binding; mannose-6-phosphate isomerase activity. Gene Ontology annotation, biological process: carbohydrate metabolic process; GDP-mannose biosynthetic process.
AUUAGGGAGUUUUUGCAAUCUCAUGUAUCCAGAUGCGGUGACCGCUAAAAUCACAUUUAGUGGAUGGAAAGUCAAACUAUACCAUCAAUGAUAUUUCUUUAAGAUGGAACUCAAGUGUGCAGUUCAAACAUAUGCUUGGGGAAAACUUGGUAUGAACAGUAUUGUUGCAUCUUUAAUAAAAUCAGCCAAUGCUGAUUUUGUAGUGGAUGAACAGAAAACUUAUGCAGAAUUAUGGAUGGGUACUCACGAGAAUGGGCCAUCAUAUCUCAAGGAUACAGAUAUUCCCUUGCAGAAAUACAUUCAGGAAAAUACUGCAGUAUUAGGCAGCAAUGUUGUACAAACAUUUUGCUCCAACUUGCCUUUUCUCUUUAAAGUCUUAUCUAUAAAUAAAGCUUUAUCCAUUCAAGUACAUCCGAAUAAGCAAAAGGCAAAUGAGUUACAUGAAUUAUAUCCGGAUGUCUACAAAGAUCCAAAUCACAAACCAGAACUAGCUAUAGCUUUGUCUCCUUUUGAAGCGCUGUGCGGAUUCCGUCCAAUCGAUGAAAUAAAAGAUUAUGUAAAUAACAUACCAGAGUUACUUGCUGUCAUAGGAGAAACCAAUGUCCGUCGCUUAACUCAAACAGAUGAUUCUAUGAUCAGUGAUGCUUUGCAACAGAGUUUUCACAGUCUUAUGACUUGUGAUUCUAAUGAAGUGAUACGCCAAUUAAGAAGCUUGAUAGAUAGAUUACAUAAUACAGACGAUUGUUAUAGGCAACGGGUAAAAGCUGACCUGUUAGAGCGUUUGCACAAUGAUUAUCCUGGAGAUGUAGGCUGUUUUACAAUAUAUCUGUUUAAUUACGUGACGAUGCUACCAGGUGAAGCAAUAUACAUUGGACCAAACAUACCUCAUGCAUAUCUUUCUGGCGAUUGCAUAGAAUGUAUGGCAUGUUCAGAUAACGUAAUAAGAGCUGGACUCACACCAAAACCAAAAGAUAUAGAAACUUUAAUCCAAGUACUGUCAUUUGAAUGCAAAUCUAUCGAAAAGAUUCAACCAUCUCGGGAAGAUACGUUUACUCAAGUUUUUCGUCCACCAAUUUCAGAAUUUGCAGUUGCCAAAAUCACUUUACCGCCUGGACAACCAUCUUAUAAUUUAAAACCGAGAAACUCGGGUAGCAUCCUUUUAAUAGUAAAUGGUAAAGCAAAAAUAUCUUCUAAGAUUUUUUCUCGCGGCUCCGUUUUGUUUAUUCCUGCUAAUGAUGAAGUGGAGAUAAAAGUGUUAUGUGGUUGCCAUCCUAUGCUGAUGUUCCAAGCAUUUUCAAAUAUUUAAGUAUAUAGAAUAUUCAACAAACAUUAAUACUAGUGUAAAAUAUGACUAAUCUUUUAAAAUAGUCAUAUAUUCAAAAUUAUAAAUUUCGAUAUGUAUAAUCAUGUUUACUAUCUGGAAGAACCUGGAAUUUUUAGAAGACGUUUUUUUUAAAUUUCUUU